AGAUUGGUAUAGGUUCUCCUGCUUGUGCAGGGGGCUGGACUAGAAGACCUCCAAGGUCCCUUCCAGCUCUGUUCUAUUCCAUUCCAUUCUAACUUUAUAAGAUGUCUGAUCCAGGAUCUCUCUCUCUCUCUGAUAGACAGUCAGUGAGAUGGACACAGAUGGAUACGUAGAUAAUCUUCCCUGCCUUUGUUAUUUUCAUUAAUAACUCAAAGCCGCUAACUUACCCAAUGUUCCUCCUGUUUUCCCCCUAACAACCUUGUGAGGUGGGUUGGGCUGAGCGAAAAUGACUGGUCCAAAGUCACCUAGCCAGCCAGCUUUCAUCCUGGUUUCUAACUUGUUGCCGUAGCCCCGAGGCAAAACUGCCUGACGAUGUGUGCUUGCCUCAAUCUGGUUUUGCACACUAUAUAAACAUCACCACUGUGUUACACAAGCCUCAUUUAUAUCUUGGAGCUAUCUAGACAUCUAAGUACGCUUUGGUUAACCAUGGCUGAUAUAUAAGCAUGAAAUAACCAUAUGAAUUGUAUACAAUCAAAGGGAACAUUAGGACAGGAACGGUAGGCACGCUUGUGCUCUUAUGCACGCCCCUUACAGACCUCUUAGAAAUGGGGUGAGGUCAAUAGUAGAUAGUCUUUGGUUAAAGCUUUGGGGAUUAUGGGAAGAGACCACAGAGUCAGGUAGUUUAUUCCAAGCAUUAACAACUCUGUUACUGAAGUCAUAUUUUCUGCAAUCAAGAUUGGAGCGGUUAACAUUAACCUUAAAUCUAUUGUGUGCUCGUGUAUUGUUGCGAUUGAAGCUGAAGUAGUCUUUGACAGGAAGGACAUUGUAAUAGAUAAUUCUAUGAGUUAAACUCAGGUCAUGUCGAAGGCGACGGAGUUCUAAAUUUUCUAAACCCAGGAUUUCAAGUCUGGUGGCAUAAGAUGAAGUUUCUUCCAGGCCUGAAAAGCUGGGGAGAAUGGCUGGUUCCUGGAAUCCACCGUUGGGCCUCUCACGCCUCUGUGCCCCAGACUGCCUCCUCCCUGGCAUUCGUUCCAGCCAGCCCUCCUCCGGACGCUGGGGCAAUAGAGAAACUCCAGAUGUUCGUUCUCCGCUGCCAGCGGCUCUUUGUCUUGACCGGAGCAGGAAUCUCUACCGAAUCCGGCAUCCCGGACUACCGGUCUGAAGGCGUGGGCCUCUACGCCCGGUCUGACCGGCGGCCCGUCCAGCACGCCGAGUUUCUCCGCAGUGCCGCAGCCCGGCAGAAGUACUGGGCCAGGAACUUUGUGGGGUGGCCCCAGUUUUCCUCCCACCAGCCCAACGUGGCACACCGGGCUCUGAGCAGCUGGGAACAGCAGGGGAAGCUACACUGGCUGGUGACCCAGAAUGUGGAUGCCCUCCAUGCCAAGGCUGGCAGUCGGCGCAUGACUGAGCUGCACGGCUGCACACACAGGGUCGUGUGCCUCAGUUGUGGGGCCCGGGUCUCCCGCGAGCAUCUCCAGGAACAUUUUGAGGCUUUGAACCCCACGUGGACAGCUGAGUCCCACGGCGUGGCCCCUGACGGAGAUGUCUUUCUGCCAGAAGAGCAGGUGCACCAUUUCCGUGUCCCUUCGUGCAGCAAAUGUGGCGGGGUCCUCAAGCCAGAUGUGAUUUUCUUUGGGGACAACGUGUGCAAGGAGAAAGUGGACUUUGUGUACCAGCGUCUUGAGGAGUCCGAUGCGGUUCUCGUGGCCGGGUCUUCCUUGCAGGUCUUCUCAGCUUACAAAUUUGCACUUGCUGCCCGGGACAGGAAGUUGCCGAUUGCCAUUGUUAACAUCGGCCCCACACGGGCCGAUUCCUUGGCUUCUCUAAAGCUGAAUUCCCGCUGUGGGGCACUGCUGCCUUUGAUUCUCCUUUGAGUGACCUGGUGGGCAUCCAGACCAGUAAAGAUUCAAGGGUAAUUGUGGGAUGCUGUUGAAGUGGGCUGGUUUGAGGUCCAGGGGUUUAAGUCAAAUACCACCAAGAUAGCCAGAAGGACUGAGCAAAGUGAUCGACAGCCUAGAAAGAGCUUUGCAGAACAUAGAAUUAUAGGAUUGGAAGGGACCUUAGAGCAGGGGUCUCCAGCCUUGGCAACUUUAAGCCUGGUGGACUUCAACUGAUGUGUUGUCUCUUCAGGAAGCCACUUCAUUGGCCGAAAUGCCAAGAGGUAUCAUCUUCUAGAAGCGAUUCUCCAUGGAAACCCUCCUGCUGUCCUCUUCCCUCAAAACUCUUUUUUAUUUUAUUAUUCAUUAUUAUUUUAUUAUUUACAUUUAUAUCCCGCCCUUCUCCGAAGACUCAGGGCGGCUUACACUAUGUUAGCAAUAGUCUUCAUCCAUUUGUAUAUUAUAUACAAAGUCAACUUAUUGCCCCCAACAAUCUGGGUCCUCAUUUUACCUACCUUAUAAAGGAUGGAAGGCUGAGUCAACCUUGGGCCUGGUGGGACUAGAACCUGCAGUAAUUGCAGGCUGCUGCUGUUCAUAACAGACUGCAUUAGCAGCCUGAGCCACAGAGGCCCUUAUGAUUGAAGCAUUUUCCAUCCUUCUCUUGGGUUCCAGCUGUUAUCUUGACUCACCAUCUUAGUAUCGUGGUUUAAAGCCUAUGGAGAUAAAAAAAUCUCACUCUUAGAGAGCUUUGAUCUCUCCCAACCAACCAGCAGCUUGUGAAAUCAAGCAGGACUGAGCCAAGGGGAACAGGAAAAAUCUAGAUCUUGUCUUGUCUCACUUUGGCUAUUAAGCCAGCAGGCCAAGUAGACUCUCGGCUCACGGUUCAAUGGCAAAGCAUUUUGCCUUUUUAGUACUGUAAAUAUUACAUGCUCAGGUGGGCCUUUUAGGCCCCUCAAACCAGCUCCUCAAAGGGCCUUCUCCAGCCUUCAGAAGUCCACGACAUCGAACUGUGCCUCUCCUGUGCACCAGCUCCACUCUUGGGUUUUUUCAGGGCGGGUGGUGAAUAAAGGCAUCAGUUUCAGAGAAAUUUUGUCUUCCUUCCUCAGAAGCAUAGAAAAGUCACAGGACUUGGCUACCUGUGAACACGGCACGCUAAGCUCUAUUAUUACAGUUCACAGAUUUGUCGAU
This is a messenger RNA of Ahaetulla prasina, 3062 nucleotides long. It is a transcript of the gene SIRT4, whose product is annotated as sirtuin 4. The coding region runs from base 918 to 1871 and encodes 317 amino acids. NCBI's taxonomy places the organism in Eukaryota, Metazoa, Chordata, Lepidosauria, Squamata, Colubridae. Gene Ontology annotation, molecular function: NAD+ binding; NAD-dependent protein lysine deacetylase activity. The transcript has 4 exons. The record is from RefSeq and is a predicted model, not a curated record.